Messenger RNA from Ostrinia nubilalis (European corn borer), 1622 nucleotides. RefSeq names its product UDP-glucosyltransferase 2-like. Gene Ontology annotation, molecular function: UDP-glycosyltransferase activity. The record is from RefSeq and is a predicted model, not a curated record. Lineage: Eukaryota; Metazoa; Arthropoda; Insecta; Lepidoptera; Crambidae. The transcript is spliced from 4 exons. The coding region runs from base 4 to 1548 and encodes 514 amino acids.
ACGAUGACAUUCGUCACGUAUUUUGUAUUAGCUCUAGUAUUGAGUGCCAGUGAAAAUGAAGGAUCUAGGAUAUUGGCAGUAUUUCCAACUCCAUCCAUAAGUCACCAAGUAGUAUUUAGGCCUUUAGUUCAAGAAUUAGUGAAAAGGGGACAUGAAGUGACAGUUGUAACUACAGACCCAGCAUUUGCUAAGGGCGAAGCACCAGCCAACUUGACAGAAGUGGAUGUGCAUGAUAUGUCUUAUAAACUAUGGAGAGAACACUUCUUGGCGACGUCUACAGGGAAUAAGAACGAUUUGAGGACACAAAUGAGAGUUGGUUUCGAGCUUUUCACGAAAAUAUUUGGAUCUCAAAUGGAAACUAAAGAAGUGCAAGACAUUAUCAAGCAUGGAAAGUUUGAUCUGCUAAUGGUAGAGGCUUUAGUAAGACCGGCGAUAUCUUUGUCGCACAUUUUCAAAGUCCCAGUAAUUCAAGUGAGUUCUUUCGGUGCAACGUAUUGGAACUGGGACGUAGUAGGAGCACCAGUCCAUCCAUUUCUGUAUCCUUCGAUGUUCCGCCAAAGAAUCAUGAACCUUACCAUUUGGGAGAAAAUGUCUGAACUGUAUAACCAUUAUACUUUCAAGAAUUUGGCUCACUCGGUUGAAGAGCGAGAGAAUCAGAUGAUCAGAAGGAUUUUUGGAGAAGAUAUGCCAAGUCUUACAGAGUUAAGUAAUAAUGUGGAUAUGCUGUUUGUGAAUAUGCAUCCGAUUUGGGAGGGCAAUCGCCCGGUUCCUCCAAGUGUCCUUUUCAUGGGAGGACUUCACCAGAAACCUGUGAAGGAACUUCCAAAGGAACUCAAAUCGUAUCUAGAUGCUUCAAGUAAAGGCGUAAUUUACAUUAGUUUUGGAACUAACGUAAACCCGUCCCAGCUACCCCCGGAGAAGAUCCAGAUCUUGGCUAAAGUGUUUUCCGAACUUCCAUACAAUAUACUGUGGAAGUGGGACAAAGAUGUGUUGCCGGGACAGAGCGGGAACAUAAGGAUAUCUAAGUGGCUGCCGCAGUCGGAUCUUUUGCGCCAUCCAAACAUAAAGCUGUUCAUCACGCAAGGAGGUCUGCAGUCCACUGAUGAGGCCAUCACUGCUGGUGUGCCUCUCAUUGGUAUGCCAAUGUUAGGUGACCAGUGGUUUAACGUGGAGAAGUACGUCUACCACAAGAUCGGCUUGAGGGUAGACAUGGAAACGUUGACAGAAGAACGGUUUAAGGAAGCAGUGGAGAAGAUCAUCGGGGAUGAAAGCUACCGUCAAAAUAUCAAACGUCUCGGUGUCCUUAUGAGAGACCAGCCUCAACCACCGCUACAACGAGCAGUGUGGUGGACAGAGCACGUGAUCCGCCACUCAGGCGCACGUCACCUCCGCGCACCUUCAGCUAACAUGUCCUGGUACGAGUACUUGGAAAUGGACGUUGUACUUACUUUAGUAACCAUUCUUGUUGCUGGUAUUAGUUUGAUUGUAGUGAUAUUGAAGUUUGUGGCGAAGAACUUUAUGGUCGAUGUGAAAGUGAAAUCUAGUUAAUUAUUUAUUUGUGUGUGGUGUGUUGUGUUUUAAUUUAUUUUUGUGUGUUAAAUAAAAUGUUUCAACAAAGUCUA